This is a messenger RNA of Chrysoperla carnea, 1845 nucleotides long. Its product is annotated as gastrula zinc finger protein XlCGF17.1-like. The record is from RefSeq and is a predicted model, not a curated record. NCBI's taxonomy places the organism in Eukaryota, Metazoa, Arthropoda, Insecta, Neuroptera, Chrysopidae. The transcript has 2 exons. Gene Ontology annotation, biological process: negative regulation of transcription by RNA polymerase II; regulation of cytokine production; regulation of immune system process. The coding region runs from base 1 to 921 and encodes 306 amino acids.
AUGGAACAUGAAUCAAUUAAAGAAGAAAAUAAUACAACGGAAGAUCAUGAAAUAAUUAAAAAGGAAAUACUAGAAGAAAAUGUUACAGCAAAACACAAACGGAUUGAUUUUAAUGAAGAAUUUGAUGAAAAUGAUUUAGAACAUCAAUCAAUUCAAAAAGAAGACAAGAAUAUUUCAUGUGACGUUUGUCAUGCAAAAUUAGCUGAUCAAUACCGUUUAAUUGAACAUAAACGAAUACACACUGGAGAAAAACUUUUUUCUUGUGAAGUUUGUGAUAAAUCAUUUACUCACCGACACAAUUUAAAAAGACAUAAACGGACUCAUACUGGAGAAAAACCUUUUCCUUGUGAAGUUUGUGGUAAAUCAUUUACUCAGCCAACCACUUUAACAGCACAUAAACGGACUCAUACUGGAGAAAAACCUUUUUCUUGUGAAGUUUGUGAUAAAUCAUUUACUCAGCCAGCCACUUUAACAGCACAUAAACGGACUCAUAUUGGAGAAAAACCUUUUUCUUGUGAAGUUUGUGAUAAAUCAUUUACUCAGCUACCCACUUUAACAGCACAUAAACGGACGCAUACUGGAGAAAAACCUUUUUCUUGUGAAGUUUGUGAUAAAUCAUUUGCUCAGCGAGACGGUUUAAAAAAACAUAAAGGGACUCAUACUGGAGAAAAACCUUUUUCUUGUGAAGUUUGUGAUAAAUCAUUUACUCAGCGAAGCCAUUUAACAGUACAUAAACGGACUCAUACUGGAGAAAAAUCUAUUUAUUGUGAAGAUUGUGGUAAAUCAUUUACUCAGCGAUCCACUUUAACAGCACACAAACGGACUCAUACUGGAGAAAAACCUUUUUCUUGUGAAGUUUGUGAUAAAUCAUUUACUCAGCGAAGCCAUUUAACAGUACAUAAACGGACUCAUACUGGAUAAAAACGUUUUUCUUGUGAAGUUUGUGAUAAAUCAUUUACUCUCCGAAGCGAUUUAAUUUGCCCAUAAACAAACUCAUACCAGAAAAGCACCCAACCCGAUUCCUUUAUACGCUAGUAAAGUAGAACGCCAUCUCGUGUUUUAUUUUUAUUUUUUGGUUUUAUUUUCUCUCUAAUUCAUAAGAAUAUCCAGGAAAACGGUAAAAUUGCAAUUAUGGUUUAUUAUUGGGUGUGUUUUCACAAAUUAUGAUAAUAAAAACGGUCAGGGAAUUUUUCUUAUCAACAUGGAAGUCAAGGAAUUUCAAAUUAAUUAAUUCGAUUGCCAUCUUGUGUUUAUGAUUCGAGAAAAUUUCAAAAAAAUGUGAACCAGGUCGUUACACACGGUGGGAUUGUUUGGGUUUUGAGAAUCAAAGUCCAUUUUUGUGUCGUCUUAAAACAUACGUUAGAUUUACAAUGUCUUAAAAUGAGGUCACGUACAGAGUUUUGGAAAAGUUUUUUUCUGGACUUUAUAGAAUUAACUUCUUGAAAAAUAGUGACUGAAUAUCAUAAAAUGUUCUCUUACUAUGAAAAAUAGUUUCUUGUCUUUAUUGACUUUAUGGCCUAACAUGAUGAACAAAAGUUUGAACCCUUCACCUUGGGAUGAUUCCUGGACACGGGCCUGAUGUGAGCAAAUGUAGAAAACUGCUAUUUAUCGAAAGUGUUCAGAUUGUUGGCCAUAGUAGCUCACAAACGAAUAAUUGUAAAUUACGUCGGUAAAUCGCGUUGAGAUUUCAUCAGUAAAUACACUAAUAAUUUACUAGAUUUACAAUAACACCUUCGAUUUUUUUUCUAGGUUAUUUACAUUAUACCCAGGUGAUGUAAUUUUAACAGGGACACCUGCUGGAGUGGGUGUGUUUAGAAAUCCUCCUCUAUAUUUACAAAAAGGUGA